AUGGCAGUGGCUGUAGCGUUUUCGUAUGUUCGCAAACCACCUUCAAUGGCUUCCACUUCUUCUAAAAAACGAAAACGCGGCUCAGACGACGUUGGAAAAGUAACCUUUGAAGUAUCGGAGACACUUACUUCACAGGCGGGACCGGUUCUGGUCAAUUUUCCGUCCAUCAAACCACCGCAAAACACACCCUUUGUACGCUAUAAGAUCAAUAAUAAAGGCUCGGGAAACGAUGAUACGGCGGUACAUGCAGACGACAAAAUAAUAGUUGCGGGCGAGACGAACUCGGUCGAAUUUUUCUCUUCCGACGAGACGCAAAGAGCAUCUGCGGGAUGUAGGUAUCUUGUGGGUGUCCAUAAUAAACAAACUGGCGUCACCACUCUUCGCCCUGCGCCUCUGCACAUUCUUACUCAACAAGUAAAGGCCCUGAAACGUCUAGAGCCUGCAGCGGUAUCCUCAAUGCAGCGCCUCGAAGCACGGGCUGCCCUCGGUGAAACGUUUGGUACCAAAAAGGCCAAGGCUGCCAUAAAAGCACGGGAGAGGAACAAGGUCGAUGCUGCUGCUAUGGAAGGCGUAGCUGGGCACUUGCAAGAUAGGAUAGAGCAGAACACCAUGGCUCUCCCUACGCAGGAGGAAGCCAAAGCGACCGCAGACAGUGCACGCCUGAUUCCCCCAUAUAAUCCCGACGCUUUCGAUGCCGAGGGUGUGUAUCCUCUACACAACGUUAUACCGGAAGUAGAGUGGAGAGCGUUGUCGACGUCUGCACUUAUAGCUGCCAAUGACGAUCAAAAUAGGGUCGCCUUGCUGCCAUAUCAGAGAUCUAGCUGGGUUAAUCAGCACCUUCGGGUAGUGUUCUCAGCCUCGACACCAAAGAAAAGCGACAUUAAGAUACUGCUCUACAUCGCCGCCAUGCUCGCAUUUCGCGCAUCAACGUUCAAGAGAAUAGAUAAACAGGCUGUUCAUGAAAAGCUUCAUGGUGUACCGAGUGUGAUUAUCGACGGCUUGCUGUCGAGGUUCACGGAGACUGCUCGAGGGUCGACCGAUGCCCAAACCACGACACAAACGCAAACGACGAUACUGACAUACAUGUUUGCGCUGUGUCUGAGAGUUGAUGAUUUCUCUACGGACACGACAUUAAUAGCAGCUGAUUUGAGUCAGCCAGUGACGAAAAUCAACACGCUGUUCAGGUCGCUAGGCUGCAAGAUAGAGAAGGCGACGCAGACAGAUCUGAAGAGGCUUGGAUUGCCGAACAGCGCGAGUGAGACGAAGCGGGCUGUGCUGAGGAUGCCGCUGACGUUCCCGCAAGCGAGGCUGAAACGGAGGUGAUUAGAGAGACAUAGGUCAUGUAUCUAGGACUAGUCGUAGACUAUAUAGAAAUGACUGUGAGGUG
Messenger RNA from Serpula lacrymans var. lacrymans S7.9, 1387 nucleotides. RefSeq lists its product as uncharacterized. The record is from RefSeq and is a predicted model, not a curated record. Gene Ontology annotation, cellular component: RNA polymerase I complex. Gene Ontology annotation, biological process: transcription elongation by RNA polymerase I; RNA polymerase I preinitiation complex assembly; nucleolar large rRNA transcription by RNA polymerase I. The coding region runs from base 1 to 1323 and encodes 440 amino acids. Lineage: Eukaryota; Fungi; Basidiomycota; Agaricomycetes; Boletales; Serpulaceae. The transcript has 8 exons. Gene Ontology annotation, molecular function: DNA binding.